Molecule: messenger RNA, 2547 nt
Organism: Westerdykella ornata
Lineage: Eukaryota; Fungi; Ascomycota; Dothideomycetes; Pleosporales; Sporormiaceae
Exons: 3
Coding region: 1-2547 (848 amino acids)
Biological process (GO): telomere maintenance via telomere lengthening
Molecular function (GO): double-stranded telomeric DNA binding
Source: RefSeq, a predicted model, not a curated record
AUGGCAGAGCGCCGGGCGGUGCGUUCCUCCAGUCGACACUUCACUCCCACACCCCAGCCGCUGCCCGCCAUCGCCGCCGCGACUCCGCAACCGACGCGUGGGUCGCGUCGGAGAGCGACCAAAAGCGCAAGCCGCGACAUUGCAGUCCCCAAACCGUCGCCACCCAGAAUCCUCCGCCGAAGCAGCCGGCAAGCUAGUGUCGCAUCUGUCGCAGCCGAUCAAGAACACCAUGGACCCCAAUUGCGUCCUGCGAAGGAGGCAGUUGGAGAUCUUUCUACUGUAGAGGAAGCCGAAUCGUACAUGGACUUAAAAGCCGUCCCUCAAAGCACACCUCGCCGGCGUCCAGACAAGCGCUAUGCCUCCCCAGAUCAACUCUCCCAGAUCUCUGGGACAACCGCAGUCACAUCCUUCUCGAUGACCGAAGCUGAACAUCUUGAUGCCGACGUUAUUCAAGUGUCAAUAGAGAACCUAUACAGGACAUCGACUAAGUUCUUAGACUUUCUGCUGCCUGACGACGGAGGAAUUAAGAAUGACCACAACCGCAUUCAAGAGCUACGGAAGCCGGACUCUAGAGUCUUAAAGCAAUUUAGGGCUCUUGAGUUAAAUAAUAACCUUGCUCUGUUCAAAAGUGAAGGCGAACAGUACAUUCACCUUCGCGCGGUGCGCCGAGCACUACACCGUGAUCGCGAUCACAAUGCACCUCUGCUCGGCGUGGACCUGGUUGUGUAUCUUGCGAAUCUGCUCAUAUUCGUGAAGCAGAUGAUCACUUCUGAGCGUUCUUCCGAGAGGGGAUCGCGGCAGCUGUUCGAUGCGCUCUGUCAGCUGGACAAACACUUCCCUUCAUAUUUUCUCCCAGGACUAACAAAUGUCGCGCCUGGCUCUGCUCUUAGAGGUGAGAGCGCACUCAUCGGUCCCACGAUUGGCCUGGCAUUGGAACUCCGAACUCAACUAGCUAUCUUGGUGUUGAAGCGGGAAUCGACUGAACCAGAUUAUGAUCCGCAAUUUUCUAUCCGCGAAGUAUUCUACGAGAGAGAGGACGACGAAUUCACCUCCACGCUUCGUGGAUGGGACGUGCCUGGACUGCAAGCUGAACAUUGUUCGGACGAGAGGCGCGCCCAAAUCGAGGCCCAUGUAGAGAAGAUGCUGGCCCUAGUUGCUGAUAGUGGGCUCGGGCUCGAUAUACUCGAAUCCCAAUUCCCGUGGGAGUCGGUCGUCCUGCAGCUUCUGGCUUGGGCACGAAUGCGACACCGCGAGCUUAAAGCAAUGAUUGCCAGCAUUGGGGGAAUUGAGAGUAUCAACGAUAUCGUGAUGGGAAAGACAGAGCCAUCUUCCAGCGCACCGGACCCAGCGUCAAGACGGUCACCUCUAAGAAGUCGCGCAUCAUGGACGAAGGAGCAGAGAAGGCGAAGCGGCGGGCUCAGUCUAGGCGGCGCCUCAAAGGACGAUAUCUGGGGGUUGCUGAUUUCGAGGAUCAAGGGAGACCAACAGUCAGGUGCGAGAGGUACAGAACUCAAUCCAUCAGGCGAGGUCCGAGCACAUGGAGGAGCACGUAACGAGGGAGGGAAGAUCCAAUCGUCCGGAACAGAUGCGGAGCAAACCCUAGUCAAUGACCACGAAGUCCUCACGGAACCCGAACCCUUGAGACCAAUAGCAGACGACAAUGAUUUGGUGCAGAAUGGGGACGAAGCAGAGGAAGAGAUCCGUGAAAGCAUCGAAGGAGAAGGUGCCCAAUCCGCUGGGGAAGGCCCUUCGAUGAGGCCCACAAGCUCGGGACCCCCUCAAACUCGUCCUGAGUUCGUCAAGCUCAUCAAACAGACGCAAAAUAAGGGCAAAGAGAACCAGGGAGAUAUAUUUGCUCGACAAGCCACGGCUCAACGGAUCGAGUUUGGCGACGGAUUUGAUGGUGAGGCAAGCCAGCCGACUCCGGAACGUCGCCAGAGAAUGGAGCGGGUGCCGGUGCAGAGGCGCAAUAGGCGCCUGUUCGAGGAGGAGGACGCGGACGAGGACGAAGGGUUUGAAACGCGACAGGAUGAUGGGCGGGCAGCGGAACGCAGGCAGCAGGCUCCUGUAGCGAAGAAGGUUCGAUUGGAGCCACCGUCUUCAGGAGCACUGCCUAGCCAUCAACCGCCCGUGACGAGCCCAGGGCAGCAAGAGGAUAGUAUCUCGGAGACUGAGGCGCCUGAGAUGACAGAAGAGGCACCGGCACCUACGUAUUCUGAUGUUCAAGCACUGGCACGUCGGAAUGCCAGGGCCGUCAGGCAGCACGAAGGGCAAAAACGUCGAGAUUGGACAGGGAGGGAGGUAGCAGCAUUUGAGGAAUACAUGGCACGGUUCCCACGGAAGUAUGCAUCGAUUCUGGAGUACGACAGGACAGAGGGCCACAAGGUGCUUCAACAUCGGACGCAACUCAAUCUGAAGGACAAGGCGCGCAACAUGGCCAUGAAUUUCAUCAAGUCUGGCACGGGGCUUCCAUCGGGAUUCGAGGACGUCAUUAGUCCGACCUCUAAGCAGGGCUUGGAAUUGCUGGCUGCGGGUUUUCAAUGGUGA